CUACGGGGGUACACAUGUCCCACGAUCUGGCAGCACAGUGUCAGUGUUAAAGAAGAACGAACGACUAUUGUGUUGAUAAGAAUUUCAGAAUAAAACCAAAAGACCUUUGCUGAUAAUAUUGCUGAGGCCAUUGAACUAAUCUACAACGUAUUUUACUGAAUUGAAUAUGGAUCACUUUUUACGAGAGAAAAAUGCGUCGGUUAUUCCCGAUGUGUUAUAUGAAGAAACAGGUGAUGAACAUUCGAUUAAAAAAAUGAUACAACAUUUAAUAGAAAGCGACGCAUUGCCAAUCUUAAAUCAUGAGUCCAAAAAUGAAGAAACAGCUAAAAAAAAGUUAGAAGAAGGGAAUAAGAUGAUAUCAAGUGUACCGCUAGAUAAAUUGAUCGAAAUUUAUAGUGAGGCAAUAGCCUACGCACUACCUGGUUCAGAAUUAUUAGCACGUGGAUUUGCAAAUCGCUCGGCAGCACUAACAAAUGGGGGGAUGUAUGAAGAUUCUUUGAAAGAUAUAGAGAGAGCGUUUGAAAUCGGGUAUCCAAAUAAUUUCAAGGCUAAAUUAUAUGCUCGCAAAGCAAAGAAUUUGUUAGCUUUAAAUUCAAUGAUGCGCUCUGAAGUUGAUGACGCCAUUACCCAAGCAAACAUUUGGGUAGAAAAAAUGGACGAUGACAACAAAAAAAGAGUAAAAAAAAGUUUAGAGCGACUGAAGACAGAUAAAUCUUUUAAAAAACCUGUUAAACUUUGGGAAAGUAUUGUAUUUUUUCCUGAAACACCAGAUGAUAAUCCGAAAAUAUUGAGAGCUUCAGGUUCUAUUGACAUAAAAAAUUCUGAGAUAUUUGGCCGUCAUAUUGUAGCCACCAAAGAUAUUAAGGCAGGUGAAACUCUCUGGGUACACAGAUUUUAUGCAUUUACACUAAAGUCUGAAUACAGAUAUCGAUGUUGCUGGAAUUGUUCGAGAUCUACUUGGAGUAGCGUUCCUUGUAAUCAAUGUUCAAACGUUAUUUACUGUAAUGAAGAAUGUCGUGAUACUGCUUGGCAAAACCACCACGACAUCGAAUGUCCAGCAAUUACGUCAAUUUUAGCUCAUUUUAAAUUUCAUGAUUGUGGGGACUCAUGUUUAUUUAGCGUGAGAUUACUAGUAAAAGCUUUGAAAGAAUUUGGAACAGUUAACGCAUUGUAUGAAGAAGUCAAGCAGAUUGAUUUACUACACGACCCAAUUUCGAAACUUUUCACUGGAGAUGUAUACGAUGAUACAAAAUAUGCUAGUGUUUAUUCCUUAUUUCGAUUAACAUUAAAUCCAAUAGCUACUCCGGGUAUAAAACUUUCAAUCGCAGCAAUACUAUUUUCGUUAUGUGGAACUACUGAAAUACUGGGGAAAAAAUUUGAUGAUCCAACUGAGUUGAUGAAUAACAAGUGGGCGAUUUUCAUUGGGAACUUGAUGUUUAGACACAUGGGAAUAAUUCAGACGAAUGCAAUUAACAUGUUAAUAAGAAAUCGUGAAGGAAAUUCUGUAAAUCAUGGCAUGUUUUUGGCACCACUUUUGUCUUUAUGUAGCCAUAGUUGUGACCGUAAUAUAUACUCACUGCGUACAGGAGAAAUUAAUACUGAGAUUGCAAUUCAACCAAUCAAAAAAGGUGAACAAAUAUGUAUCAGCUACGGUACUACUUAUCAAAAAUUACCGGCUGUAGAAAGAGGAGAGUUUAUACAAAAAGUUUACAGAUUUUUGUGUCAAUGCGCGGCUUGCGUUAAUGGAUGGGGUCCAGAUUAUCGAUUUCCACCAUGUGCGGAACUACCGAAAAAAAUCGAAAAUGAGUUGUUUAGGAUUUCAAUGAAGUGCAACAACCAUAUUUCUACUAUAGAUCGACAUAUGAAACGUUCCGCUGAAGAAAUUACUUCAAGAAAAUUUAUUGAAAUGAUUGCUGAUUUAUCAGCAAUGCUUAAUCUUUUAGGCCCCGACAAAUAUCCUUGUCAAGAAAUGGUAGCAGCAAAAAUUGGAUUAAUCAACUUAAUCACUCGCAUUAGAGAAUACAUAUGAAUAAAAAUCCAAAAUAUAAGCUUGAGAAUCAGUAAAUUUUUUAACCCAAAAAUACUUAAUAUUUUGAAUCUCAGAACAACUAAAUCAUACAUUUUUACCACUACAAAUAAAUUUUUAAGAAUUAUUUUUAUAAUAAAUAUUUAUAGACUUCAUAUAAAAUGUAUAAAGUAUAAAUUAUUAAUUUUAAUUUCUUCAUCAACAAAAUAAAAAAAUAAAAUGUAUGAUGACCGAAGCUUUUAAAAUUCAUCAAAAAUUUUGUAUCCGUCAUUAUUUA
Microplitis mediator is the source of this 2303-nucleotide messenger RNA. RefSeq names its product SET and MYND domain-containing protein 4-like. Gene Ontology annotation, molecular function: protein binding. NCBI's taxonomy places the organism in Eukaryota, Metazoa, Arthropoda, Insecta, Hymenoptera, Braconidae. The transcript has 5 exons. The record is from RefSeq and is a predicted model, not a curated record. Bases 167 to 2029 code for a protein of 620 amino acids.